This is a messenger RNA of Diabrotica balteata, 937 nucleotides long. The record is from the annotation of a GenBank genome assembly. NCBI's taxonomy places the organism in Eukaryota, Metazoa, Arthropoda, Insecta, Coleoptera, Chrysomelidae.
GCGUCAUCUUUAGUUGCGACCAACAGUGAUCGGGAACCCAUGUGUUGCUUUGCUCAUCGUUUCGAGUUUCCACGUUAUUGCUGAAUCAGGUUCAAUACUUAUGAGUCCUGGGCGAUUACUUGUUGCUUUGGCAACAAAUGCUGAGAAUUGCGAGUACAAAAUCUUUUCACCAUCGUUAUUGUCACUGGAGAGUAGAAAUAAUGAACCUGGUGCCCAAAUAGAAAACAGUGACGUUGCGAAAGUACAACCACCGCCUAUACCUUCACCAUUUACGAGUCAUCAAGUACUUCAAGAAAUUGGCGUAAACGGUUUCUUUAGUAAGAUUAGUAAUGUUAAACUUAUUACAGAAUUUAACCAAAGGCAAUAUUACAUUUCACCGAUGCACUCAGAUCAGGGCGACUUUGAUUCCGAUGAUUCCGACCGAGAUCCGCAUUUCAUUCCUGGCGUGCAAAGUAAAACGAGGUGCUUCGAGUUGCGACCAACAGUGAUCGGGAACCCAUGUGUUGCUUUGCUCAUCGUUUCGAGUUUCCACGUUAUUGCUGAAUCAGGUUCAAUACUUAUGAGUCCUGGGCGAUUACUUGUUGCUUUGGCAACAAAUGCUGAGAAUUGCGAGUACAAAAUCUUUUCACCAUCGUUAUUGUCACUGGAGAGUAGAAAUAAUGAACCUGGUGCCCAAAUAGAAAACAGUGACGUUGCGAAAGUACAACCACCGCCUAUACCUUCACCAUUUACGAGUCAUCAAGUACUUCAAGAAAUUGGCGUAAACGGUUUCUUUAGUAAGAUUAGUAAUGUUAAACUUAUUACAGAAUUUAACCAAAGGCAAUAUUACAUUUCACCGAUGCACUCAGAUCAGGGCGACUUUGAUUCCGAUGAUUCCGACCGAGAUCCGCAUUUCAUUCCUGGCGUGCAAAGUAAAACGAGGUGCUUCGAGGUCUAA